Messenger RNA from Lottia gigantea (owl limpet), 258 nucleotides. RefSeq lists its product as hypothetical. The transcript has a single exon. Bases 1 to 177 code for a protein of 58 amino acids. NCBI's taxonomy places the organism in Eukaryota, Metazoa, Mollusca, Gastropoda, Lottiidae. The record is from RefSeq and is a predicted model, not a curated record.
AUGCCUCGUCAUGUAAUUAGUGACGCGCAUGAAUGGAUUAACGAGAUUCCCACUGUCCCUAUCUACUAUCUAGCGAAGCCACAGCCGGAGGAACGGGUCCGGGGCUGUCAGCGGGGAAAGAAGACCCUGUUGAGCUUGAUUCGCGAUUGGCUUGGUUGGGCGAGAGCGCAGGUGUAGCUUAGGUGGGAUUGCUUUACGGCGCAAGUGAAAGACCACUACUGCGUUCCUCGUUCAACUCACUCGAUGAGGACCACGAGA